AAGCACGUUUUUUUUUUUAAAAAUGGCAGCAACAAUAAUGAACAACAACAACAACAAUGAACAAAAUGCUCAACUUAUUAUUGAUUUACUAAAAAUUCAACCUGAACAUUUGCAAGCAUUAUUAAGUUCAUCAAAUAAAGAUAAAAUUCAAAGUUCCGAAGGUUUCACUUUACAAGAAGGUUUAUCUUCGUUCAAAGUUGAAACAUCUGUUGCUUCAUACAGUAACAUUUUUUCCACAGAAGUUUUCCUAUCAGAGAUUAGAAAGUAUCCAUGUUUGUGGGAUGUAUCUCAUCAGUCAUACAAAGAUAGAAGUGUUAAAAUGAACGCUUGGAAAGAAAUUUCCACAUCUUUUGAAACAGAAAUUUUGCAAAAAAAAUUAAAAAACCUAAAAGAUACUUUAAAAAAAUGCUUCGACAAACGUAAUAAGAUGACUAAAUCAGGUGCUGGUGCAUCAGCUUUACCUAAAUGCAAAUACUAUGAAGAAAUGUUAUUUUUACAUGAUAAGAACAACAAUAUUUCAACUCAAAGUAAUUUUGAAUUAGAAGAAACUAUAACUGAAAAUGAAGAUCAGAUUGCGACUCCAAUUGCUGUAAAAGCCAAAAAAAGGAAAAUUAGCAAUGAGGCAGAUAAAAAAAUAAUGCAAGAACUUUCAAACUUUGAUAACGAGCUAAAAAAAGUUAUGACUGAUAGUCAAUGUGAAGACACAUUAUACUGCCAAAGUUUAGUACCGAUAUUGAAAUCUUUACCGCUUAAAAAAAAAGAAUAGCAAAAAUUAAAAUAUCUCAAUUGUUGUAUAAGCUUGAAUUUGAUGAAAAAUGUGAAUAAAAAAUAA
This is a messenger RNA of Hydra vulgaris (swiftwater hydra), 832 nucleotides long. Lineage: Eukaryota; Metazoa; Cnidaria; Hydrozoa; Anthoathecata; Hydridae. The record is from RefSeq and is a predicted model, not a curated record.